AUGGCAGCACGGCGCCCAGAAGAAGAUAAAUACAACAAUCAUAAGGAUGAUGAGGAGGUGAGCGAUGAUGAAGGCUACACGGGAGCGUUCCGUGCGAAAAUCAGCAACUCGGAAGGAGUCAAGAAGGAUCGCACAUCCACGGAUUCUGCAGAGUAUCUCUCUGGUCUGGAGCUGGGAGGAUCGGGGUUCGAGGAAACUGCUUCCAUCAAUGGCUGGCUGGCUGGAUCCACCGGUGGAGUAGCACCUGGAGACAGCAGGGACAGCGGGAUUGCCGCUGCAGUGUCGCUCCACGUGUCGCGCCUCUCCUCGCCGCCGCAUGCCCCGCCUCCUGGCCUCAAGAUGGCAGCGGCGUGUCGUCAGAAGCCUUCAGCCGCGGAAAAUUCGUCAAAGAAGAGAAAGGCGGAAGUUGGCAGCGACACGUCAAAAAGGACGACGGACAAAGCGUCGAAACAACAACAACAGAAAAACAAAACAUUAAACAUGUUGAAAGUGUUGGUGAGGGAGCGACUCGUUGCGGCCGCUGAUGAAAUAUUCGGGCUUUUCGAAAGAGCGAUGGUGUCGUACGAGGAGGAACUUUCUAGAACGAAAGAGGAGAACGAGCGACAGCGUCAACAACUGGAGGCUGUUUAUCGCAACGUCCCCCAGCUGAUCGGUCGUCAAGAACAACGUCCUCCUGCGCCACACACGGGGAUCUCCACCUUGCAGCCGGAGGACGCACAGCUCCCCCACAUUAAAGAGGAAGAGGAAGAACUGUGGACCACUCAGGAGGAAGCCGAUCUGACCGUCGUCUCCGUGAAGACUGAGGACGACGGAGCACAAGACGAGCUCCUGGCGCCGCUGUCAGACAGCGACGACACCACGUCGCACUCUCGUGAGGCCGAAGACCGGGAUGACCACCGGGAGCCUUUGAGCAACACAGACUGCAAGGGAGACGUGCGGACUCGCACCGACGACAAACAUUCAGAAUGCUCUGGAAUGAAGGCAACUCUUAACACGAGGAGACCUUUGCACGCACAGAUGAACUCUAAAAAAAGCUUCGGUCGCUCUGUUUGGGGUAAAAGAUUCUCUCACCGCUCCGGUUUGCUUUUACACACCGAGGGGAAAUCUUACAUUUGCUCGGUGUGCGGUGACAGCUUUUCUCGCAAGAGCAAUUUCACGCUGCACAUGAGAACGCACACCGGAGAAAAGCCUUUCAGUUGCUCUGUCUGCGGUAAGAGAUUCUCCCAGAAGUCCAACAUGGUGUCACACAUGAGGAUACACACCGGAGAAAAGCCCUUUAGUUGCUCGCUCUGCGGGAAAGGGUUCUGCCAGAAGACCAACAUGCUGUCGCAUAUGAGGACACACACGGGGGAAAGACCUUUCAUUUGCUCAAUCUGCGGCGAGACGUUCGUCCAGAAGGUUUCUCUGAUUGCCCACGAAAGAACGCACACGGGAGAAAAAGCUUUCGAUUGUCCAGUUUGUGGGAAAAGUUACUCUUAUAAGAAAACUUUGGCAGCGCACAUGCGGACACACACCGGAGAAUGAGCCUGCUCACACUAAACACGGACGUUUUAAAGGCCUACUGAAACCCACUACUACCGACCACGCAGUCUGAUACUUUAUACAUCAAUGAUGAAAUCUUAACAUUGCAACACAUGCCAAUACAGUAUAAUUAGUUUACUAAAUUGGAAUUUUAAAUUUUGCGCCGAAGUAUCCUGCUGAAACGUGGUAUGAUGACGCGUGCGCGUGACGUCACGCAUUGUAGAGGACAUUUUGGUCCAACACCGUUCCCAACUAUAAGUCGCCUGUUUACAUCGCAUAAUUCCACAGUAUUCUGGACAUCUGUUUUGAUGAAUCUUUUGCAAUUUGUUCAAUGAAUAAUGGAGACGUCAAAAAAGAAAGCUGUAGGUGGGAAGCAGUGUAUUGCGGCCGCCUUUAGCAACGCAAACACAGCCGGUGUUUCAUUGUUUACAUUCCCGAAAUAUGACGGUGAAGCUUUACUUUGGAACAGAGCGGUCACGCGAACAUGGUUGGAUUGGACCACACACACAAAGUACAGUGUAUUAUGCAGCGAUCAUUUUGAAAGAUCGUGUUUCGGAGAGGGUCCCUUGCGAAGGGCAGAGAUGGGCAUCGCCACCACCCGUCGACUGGUGCUGAAGAAAGGUGCGGGGCCGACCUUCAGGUUUUACAGGUAAACCAAUUUAAUCUCACUAAAACACUAGUAACACAAUAAGCAGAUAAGGGAUUUUCCAGAAUUAUCCUAGUAAAUGUGUCUAAUAACAUCUGAAUUGCUCCCACUGUAUAGUCGUUUUUUUUCUUCUUCUAGUCCUUCACUCUCACUUUCCUCAUCCACGAAUCUUUCAUCCUCGCUCAAAUUAUUGGGGAAAUCGUCGCUUUCCUGGUCUGAAUCGCUCUCGCUGCUGGUGGCCAUGAUUAUAAACGAUGUUCAGAUGUGAGGAGCUCCACAACCCGUGACGUCACGCGCACAUCGUCUGCUACUUCCGGUAAAGGCAAGGCUUUUUUAUCAGCACCAAAAGUUGCGAACUUUAUCGUCCAUGUUCUCUACUAAAUCCUUUCAGCAAAAAUAUGGCUAUAUCGCGAAAUGAUCAAGUAUGACACAUAGAAUGGACCUGCUAUCCCCGUUUAAAUAAGAAAAUCUCAUUUCAGUAGGCCUUUAAACAUAGUGAUAUACUACACCUACACGUGAUAUCUAUUCAAAUCAGCGUGCACAGGAACCAGAAAACAUUGUGAAUGUAUUUUUAACUGCAUGUUUGUUUAAGACGCACGCACUGCAGGAAAUUAAUCCGAUAAGUCAAUAACUUUCUGGUUUAUGUUUUCCUGGCCAGUUUUGUGCUAAAAGCUUACACGGAAGUGUAACGUCACAUGUGAGAACUCCCCCCAACAAAGUACACACAAUCUUCACAGUAAACAUUUAUCCAAAACUUUGGAAAUGUAUGCUUGGUGGAUAAUUUGUUUGUUCUGACUUUGAUUAUUGCCAAUAAAUAUUGUAGAAAUCAA
Nerophis ophidion (straightnose pipefish) is the source of this 2997-nucleotide messenger RNA. RefSeq names its product zinc finger protein 391-like. The transcript is spliced from 5 exons. The coding region runs from base 1 to 1524 and encodes 507 amino acids. Lineage: Eukaryota; Metazoa; Chordata; Actinopteri; Syngnathiformes; Syngnathidae. The record is from RefSeq and is a predicted model, not a curated record.